CGUAACGAGGUCAUGCCUUCGCAAUGUUCAUCGCGUGGCUUGCUACAUCAGAGAGAGAGAGAGAGAGAGAGAGAGAGAGAGAGAGAGAGAGAGAGAGAGAGAGAGAGAGAGAGAGAGAGAGAGAGAGAUAGAGAGAGAGAGAGAGAGAGAGAGAGAGAGAGAGAGAGAGAGAGAGAGAGAGAGAGAGAGACAAGAGAGAGAGAGAGAGAGAGAGAGAGAGAGAGAGAGAGAGAGAGAGAGAGAGAGAGAGAGAGAGAGAGAGAGAGAGAGAGAGAACGAGAGAGCGACACCAAACUGAAAGCCUUUCAAUCAGACGAGCCAAUGGAAUACCAGUCACAACGCUUCAAGGACUACCUAUCGGAGAGGGGAAUCAGGAGACUCAGGCGAUGAACCAUGCUCCAAUGCUGCAGAAUCUCU
Molecule: messenger RNA, 417 nt
Organism: Closterium sp. NIES-67
Lineage: Eukaryota; Viridiplantae; Streptophyta; Zygnematophyceae; Desmidiales; Closteriaceae
Source: the annotation of a GenBank genome assembly